AUGGUGGCUGGAGCAGGGUGCUCACCUCUUCAACAGCAAACAGGAAGCAGAGAGAGUAAACCAGGAGUGGGGCGAAGGCAUGACCUCGCAAAGCCUCUGAAACCUUCAGAGCACACCGCUUCUUUGUGCUACAAGGGUAAAUGUGAGCAGUCACUGUAUGGCCACAUGCAUUCUAUCAAUAAUGCCACCUUCACUCCCAGGGGUCACAUAAUAGCAUCCUGUGAUGCCCAUGGAGUUACAAAGCUAUGGGACUUCCGGAAGCUCAUACCAAUUGUGUCCAUUGAUAUAGGUCCAAGUCCUGGCAAUGAGGUGAACUUUGAUUCAACAGGUCGAGUUUUAGCCCAGGCGAGUGCCAAUGGGGUUAUCCAUUUGCUGGAUAUUCAAUCUGGACAGAUUCAUAAAUUGAUGGGCCAUGAGAGCCAGGCACAAACUGUGGUGUUUUCCCAUGAUGGGGAGAAUCUGUAUUCCGGAGGUUCUGAUGGCACCAUCAGAUUGUGGUUUUGA
Molecule: messenger RNA, 504 nt
Organism: Nannospalax galili (Upper Galilee mountains blind mole rat)
Lineage: Eukaryota; Metazoa; Chordata; Mammalia; Rodentia; Spalacidae
Product: sperm-associated antigen 16 protein-like
Exons: 5
Coding region: 1-504 (167 amino acids)
Biological process (GO): axoneme assembly
Cellular component (GO): axonemal central apparatus
Molecular function (GO): protein binding
Source: RefSeq, a predicted model, not a curated record